GAAAAUUGUGAUUGCAUCGGUGGUUGAACACAAACUUUGUUUGCCUGUCCUCUGAGUCGAGAAGAGACUUCCGACAAAUCGACAGAAGCCAUCUUACUCGCUCCUCUCCCAGAAAUGUAUCGUCUGAUGUCUUUUGCGCUUCUGGUUUCUGUGGUGUAUGGUCAGUGUCCGAAUGGCUACCUGCACCACGGGGAGUCGUGCUACGCCAUCCCUGCCACACCAGCCACGUGGAGCCAGGCUGCAAUGUACUGCACGGUCCUUGGCGCUGACCUGGCUGUCAUCGAGUCGUCAGCAGAGCAGGUGUACAUCGAGGGAUUUCUACAGCGCAUGGCCGGAGCUUUCCCGAGCGAUAAAGAUUUCUGGAUAGGCGGCGGCGACUUCUUGGAGCAUGGAACAUGGAUCUGGGUCAAGACGCAGGAGGAAAUCAACCCCGAGGCGUCGUUCUGGGCCACAGGUCAGCCGGCCAGCGCCACCCAGCACCAGGCGUGUCUGCGACUGUCCGAGACCACCGGCUACCGAUGGGAGGCCGGCAGCUGCGACUCACCGGAAUAUUUCAUCUGCGAGAAGCCGUAUGUCAUCCCAGAGAGCGGGGUUCCUGUUGGCAAGUGAGAAGUGUUCGUGCCUAGUGUGCGACGAAUAUCCCUUUGCAUCUUGUAUACCUGAGUUCUUAUCUUAAUCAUUUCCAAUGGACCGAUGUGUCUCUCUAUGGUAUCAUUUUCCCUGGACAUCUAUAAAGAUUUGAAGCCUGAUAAUAAAUAUAGGUGCAUCGAACUCAUAUAUUACAUUUCCUAAACAGUUCGAUGACACAUUCAGGGCGUGUUGCCCUGACCUCAAGUUCAGCUGCUCGCAAAUUUUGAAAUUAAACAGAUUUUACAGUAUU
Molecule: messenger RNA, 880 nt
Organism: Pomacea canaliculata
Lineage: Eukaryota; Metazoa; Mollusca; Gastropoda; Architaenioglossa; Ampullariidae
Product: perlucin-like
Exons: 5
Coding region: 115-609 (164 amino acids)
Source: RefSeq, a predicted model, not a curated record